AUGGAAUCGAUUCGCAGACGCCGCGAUGUGCUUUUCGAGCGCAUGAAGUGGGAGCUGAAAAACGCGAGUGUGGUGGAAAAAAGACAGCCUCCUGCCGGUGAAAUCCAGGAGCGCUUGCACAAACUUUCGGACCUGUGUGAACAAUUUGAUAAAGCGCAAAGUGAAAUCGAAGAACAAGUCGAUGCGCUAGUGGAAAUUAACUCGAUUUUCAACCAUCGGUUGGAAUUCGAGGAAAUGUAUUAUGACGUGAAAGGGCGGUACAUCAAGCUCCUCGGUGAACAUAACCCCCACGGAAGCAGUGAAGGAACUAUCGUCGAACCAGCGGAUGAUCUGAAGGAGGCAAUCAGGUUGCUUCUGGAUUCGCAGCGAAUCCUGAUGACGUCCCAGGCUGCAGCUUCGAACACGGUGUCGCAGUUGGCUGGCCAAGUCGGUUCCGUUAGCCUUUCCCGUCCGGUUGCUGACGCACAGGCGUCCGGGGGCCAAGUUCCGCUGGAGGUACGGUUGCCAACGAUUGUCCUGCCAGUCUUCAAAGGCGACCGGAAACAGUGGCCAUCCUUCAAGGACCUCUUCGAAAGCUGCAUCCAUUCGAAGAACCUGAAAAACUCCGUGAAGCUCCAGUACUUGCUUUCCCACCUGGAUGGGGAGGCGAAAAAGAUGGUUAGCUCUUACGCUAUCACCGACGCCAACUACGUGGGGGUAUGGGACCGGCUCAACGAGUUUUACGGUAAGAAAAAGUACACUGUCGCGGCACUCGUCAAGGAGUUUGUGGACCAGCCGCCAGUUACUGCGCCAACCCUCGUCGGACUCCGCAAGCUUACCUCAACCUCGGAUGAUGUAGUGCGGCAGCUCAAGGCCCUAGGAGAGGAAUACGAAUCUCGUGACCCGUGGCUGAUCCAUUUGCUCCUCGAGAAACUCGACCGAGAAACCCGUUCGCUGUGGGCCCAAAUGCUGGUCGAUGAGGACAAUCCCAGCUUCCAAGAUUUCAUCACGUUCCUUGAGCGGCGAUGCGAUGCCUUGGAAACCUGCGCGUCCUUUUCCAAGAAGGGGACCGAUGCCACAACGAAGAAGGAGCAGGAGCGGAAAGUGGAUCCAAACCCGAAGGCAAGUAAACAAAUCCAAAGCUUCCAUGCAAACACCCAGCAAGCUUGCCCGCAGUGCACAGAGGCUCACACGAUAUACCAGUGUGUCAGCUUCAAGAGCAUCCCGGUGACCAGUCGACGGGAUCUCGUCCAGCGAGCCAAGCUCUGCUUCAAUUGCCUGAAAGCGACCCACGGCGUGAAGAACUGCACAUCCCCACUGGUGUGCAAACAGUGCAAACAAAAACAUCACUCACUGCUUUGCACAAGUGACAGUUCUGCCUCCGACUCAGGCCAGCCCCGGGAAGAAGCAGCUGCGAAGAAGCAAGAAGCAGGAGAACCAAAACAAGCGGAUUCGGUGGCAUCGUAUGUCGCGGAUCUCAAGACCAGCUGUUCAGUGAACUUCUUAAGUUUGCUGCCUACGGCUGUCGUCAAGGUGUUGGGGAAGAACAACGUCUUCCACGAAGUACGGGCAAUGGUCGAUUCCGCCUGUAUGAACUCGCUCAUCAGCAAGCAAGCCUUCGAACGUCUUGGCCUGGAAAGGCGCAACGCCAACAUUCUCGUGAGCGGUAUCACCGACGGGAAACCCAGCAAGACAACAGGAGCGGUCACACUGCAAAUCUCAUCGCGAUUCGACGAUCGUAUCGUCAUCGUGGUGGAUGCGCUAAUCCUGAAUCACCUGGUUCCGGACCAACCGAGUCACCAGUUUGACGUCGACGUUGGUGCCCUGGCCGAGGCGCCUCUCGCAGAUCCAACCUACAACGAAUGUGGUAAGAUCGACCUUUUGUUGGGAAUAGAAGCUUUCUUUUCCAUUCUAGAACCGGGCAAGCUCUACGCCGGUCGAGGCGUACCAGUUGCGCAGAAUUCCGUCUUCGGCUACCUGGUUGGUGGCCACUUCAACACAGCACGUGCCACCGAUGGUCGUCCGAUACUGGGACUCGCGACGACGACGACGAAUCUGGAUCAAACGCUCCGGAAAUUCUGGGAAGUGGAGGAGGUGCCUAAAUCCAAGCAGCUUACCCCGGACGAGCUGCGCGCUGUCGAGCACUUCCACUCCACCCUUUCUCGGACUGAAACAGGGCGAUACGUGGUUCGCCUACCCUUCGACCGUACCAAGCCAGAACUGGGCGAAUCGGCUACCGCUGCCAUCCGGCGGUUCAAGGCAAUGGAAAGGAAGUUCAGCAUCGAUCCAGAACUACAACAGCACUACGGACAGUUCAUGACUGAGUAUGAGGCUCUCGGUCACAUGGAGAAAAUUCCGCCAAGCGAGGUGGAAGUCGCACCGGAGAAGUCGUUCUAUCUUCCGCAUCACGGCGUGUGGAAGGUGGACAGCGCAACGACGAAGCUACGCGUCGUUUUCGACGCCUCGAGCAAGAGUGCUUCCGGGGUGUCGUUGAAUGAUCGCCUGCUAGUGGGACCGAACGUGAACGAAUCUCUCUUCAACGUGUUCACCCGCUGGCGCACCUACAGGAUUGCUUUCUGCGCCGACGUCGAAAAGAUGUAUCGGCAAGUUCUUGUCGCCAAAGAAGAUGCCGAUUUCCAGCGAGUAGUGUGGCGCAAUUCUCCCGACCAACCUUUGGACCAUUACCGCUUGCUGACCGUUACGUACGGUACCGCGAGCGCGGCGUAUCAAGCUAUGGCGGCCUUGCAACAGGCUGCUGAAGACAACAAGGACGCACAUCCGCUGGCAUCCGAGCGGAUUCCGAAAAAUUUCUACGUGGAUGAUCUGCUCUCGGGGGCGGAUACCAUCGAAGAAGCCAAAUCUCUCCGCAACGACAUCGUUCAAGUUUUGGAUAGCGGUGGCUUUGCUCUUCGCAAGUGGAGCUGCAACGAACCGCAACUGUUAGAAAGCGAUGCGGUACAAGAUGAACCGGUCCACAUGAAGCUGCCGCAGGAAGAUGAUUCCGUCAAGGCGUUGGGGAUCAGAUGGUCACCUCAAGAUGACACGUUCAGCUUCAAACUCUCGUUCGACAUCGACAGCACAAACACCAAACGUCAACUGCUGUCCGAUUCUUCAAAGUUUUUCGAUCCAUUCGGCUGGAUCGCGCCGGUGAUGAUCCGAAUGAAAAUACUGUUCCAACACCUGUGGCUCUACGACCUGGGCUGGGACGAUCCACUUCCCGCAUUCAUCCUGGAGGAGUGGAUUACCUUGAAGGAGACCCUGCACCACAUCGAAAGAAUUCGAAUUAGAAGAUGGAUUCCGCACGCCGGAGGGAAGCUCCAACUACAUGGUUUUGCCGACGCUUCUGAAGCCGCGUACGCAGCCGUCGUGUACGCACGCACCGUUAACCAGGAUGGAAGGGUUGAAACGAAUCUGGUGGUGGCCAAAACCAGGGUGGCUCCCAUUCUCCAGGUGUCGCUGCCCCGUCUGGAACUCAUGGCGGCGGAGCUACUCGUCGAUCUGAUGGUCAAGGUACAGGAGUCGUUCUCGCAUCUGGAGGUCGAACUAUUUGCGUGGAGCGAUUCUGAAAUUGUUCUUCACUGGCUCACCUCGCUACCAAGAAAGUGGAAAACUUUUGUGGCCAACCGCACCUCCAAGAUUUUGCAGCAUCUUCCCAGGAACCACUGGCGUCACGUGUCAUCAAAGGACAAUCCGGCCGACUGCGCCUCGCGCGGUGUCACGCCCUUGGAACUACUGUUACAUCCGCUGUGGUGGAGGGGCCCCGGUUGGCUCGCACAACCAGAAGACGAAUGGCCUACUCAAUCGGUUCGUUCAGUCAUGGACGACGAGCUUCUUGAACAGCGAACGUCGGUGACCUGCUUGCACGCUAGUGCUACGGCGUGUCCCAGCGGUGGCCACGAAACACUGACGUACCUCCUCAACCGAUACUCAAAUUUGUCCCAUAUUCGGCGCGUGUUGUGCUGGAUCAAUCGCCUACGACACAACGCUUUGGCCCGUAAACGUGGUGUGGCCCGACUUGAAGGACCGCUCACACCGAAGGAAAUCGACAACUCCUGUUUGCAGCUGGCACGAGCAGUGCAAAGCGACUGCUUCCAAAAGGAAAUCGAUUGUCUGGUCAAGAACGCUCCUCUUCCAGGCAACAGCAAGCUGAAGAACCUCUUUCCUUUCGUCGACGCUGAUGGCACUCUACGGGUUGGUGGUCGCCUCCAGAACUCAAGCCAACCAUACGACGUUCGCCAUCCAAUCAUCAUACCGAAGGAUCACCAAUACACCAAGUUGCUUCUGUCAGAAGUACAUCUCCGUAACCUACACGCAGGGCCAACUCUGAUGAUCGCGACACUCAAUCAGCGAUAUUGGAUCGUCGGCUGCCAGACGGUGGUGCGUGGCUCUGUGGCGAGCUGCAUGCGCUGCUGUCGGUUGAAAGGAAAAACAGCCACUCAACUAAUGGGAAGCCUGCCAUCAGUCCGCACAACUCCAGCUCGUCCUUUCGUACACUGCGGCGUGGACUACGCGGGCCCAAUCCUUCUGCGCUCAUCAACCCUACGAUCGGCGAAGACAAUAAAGGGCUAUGUUGCUGUCUUUGUUUGCCUUGCAACAAAGGCAGUACACCUUGAGGCAGUGUCUGAUCUGUCCACGAAUGCUUUCUUGGCAGCCCUAAAGCGCUUCUGUGGUCGUCGUGGUCUCUGCAGCGAAAUUUGGUCUGACCACGGCACGAACUUCGUGGGUGCCGACCGAAGUAUCCGCGAACAUCUGCAAUCGCCGGAGUUCAACCAAGCUGUUAGCCGCUACCUAGCGGACCUGAAAGUGAAGUGGACGUUCAUCACUCCAUCCGUCCCCCACAUGGGAGGAAUUUGGGAGGCGGCCGUGAAAAGUUUCAAGAAACAUCUCCGGGCCGUCCUUGGGCAUGCGACGCUGACGUAUGAGGAGCUUUCAACCGUCUUGACGCAAAUCGAGGCGUGCUUGAAUUCGCGUCCCUUGUGCCAGCUCUCCACAUCGCCCGACUCCCUCGAAGCCCUCACGCCGGGGCAUUUUAUCAUCAACCAACCACUGAAUCUGUUGCCCGAGCCUGACAUCCGUCACCUCCAGGAAGGCCGUCUGGACAGAUGGCAACGUGUUCAACGCCACGUGGACGACAUUUGGGCACGAUGGAGAAACGAAUACGUCGCCACGCUUCAGCCUCGUAACAAAUGGCAGUCCGUUCAACAGAACUUGGAUUCGGGGCAGUUGGUCCUGAUCAAGAACGACAACACGUCACCAGCGGCAUGGGAACUCGCAAGAAUCGUCGCAACCCAUCCGGAUCAAUAUGGUGUAGUCCGCACCGUAACCGUUCGUCGAGGGCAGAACGAAUACCAACGAGCGGUGCACAAGUUGGUUCCGCUUCCACUGGAUUGA
Molecule: messenger RNA, 5370 nt
Organism: Aedes albopictus (Asian tiger mosquito)
Lineage: Eukaryota; Metazoa; Arthropoda; Insecta; Diptera; Culicidae
Exons: 1
Coding region: 1-5370 (1789 amino acids)
Biological process (GO): DNA integration
Molecular function (GO): nucleic acid binding
Source: RefSeq, a predicted model, not a curated record